Molecule: messenger RNA, 546 nt
Organism: Candida dubliniensis CD36
Lineage: Eukaryota; Fungi; Ascomycota; Pichiomycetes; Serinales; Debaryomycetaceae
Exons: 1
Coding region: 1-546 (181 amino acids)
Molecular function (GO): heme binding
Source: RefSeq, a predicted model, not a curated record
AUGAUAUCUAGACUAGACGAGUUAAACAAAAAAUUACAGCAAACCUCUAAUCAAGGAUUAGCAUCAUCAUCAUCAUCAUUAAAACCACCAAGUACAUCCCUACGACCACCAGCACCCACUAUGGGUUCAAACAGAGGGUUAUUCCCCGCUGUAAACUCAGCUCAAAGAGCUGCUGGUUCAGCAGUAAAUCAACGCAAGAAAGUGGUUUUACAACCAGGUCAUUCGCCCCUUGAUUGGGCUCAUCUAAAUAGAACUCAACCACGACACAAAUUACGAGGAGUUCCUCCCAAUACCCCACCACCGCAAUUUGUUCGUAUAAGCAAACAAGAACUACAAAAACAUAAAAGUUUACAAGAUUGUUGGACAUGUAUCAAUGGUAAAGUUUAUAAUAUUACACCAUAUAUAAAUUUCCACCCUGGUGGAGUUGAUGAAAUCAUGAAAUGUGCAGGUAAAGAUGGAACCAGUCUUUUUAAUAAAUAUCAUAGUUGGGUCAAUGUUGAUAGGAUGUUAGAAAAUUGUAUAGUAGGGGUAUUUCAUAAGGAUUAA